Anopheles stephensi (Asian malaria mosquito) is the source of this 2121-nucleotide messenger RNA. RefSeq lists its product as uncharacterized. Lineage: Eukaryota; Metazoa; Arthropoda; Insecta; Diptera; Culicidae. The coding region runs from base 64 to 1704 and encodes 546 amino acids. The transcript has 2 exons. The record is from RefSeq and is a predicted model, not a curated record.
ACACACACACACACACGCACGAAAACAGCAACGAGCAGCAACGAGAGUCAAAUUUGAUCAAAAAUGUCCGCACCGGAACUAGCGUGGCAAGUGGUCCGGGACAUUGGUGUGCACCGGUGCCGGUUCGGUCAGAUGGGCGGUGCCAUUGACAACUUCACCGAAGCAGCAGCACCGAGGGCUGGCGAAGACGAUGACGAGUCACUGCUGGUGCUGAAGGCAAAAGCCCAGCUAGCGUAUUUUGAACCCGGCCCAGCACUGGCAACGAUCGGAAAGGCUCGAAAGUAUCCCGGAAAUUUGCUGCACUGCCGGGCACUGUACGAAACGGGAGAUCUCGAGGGCCACCUGCUCACAUCCGCCAACGGACGGCGCCACCAACGACCGGUCGCCGGCCACCGGCAGCAAGACUUUACCGCCGAACUAGAUCUCGGUCUGUCCACGUUCGAUUGUACGCUCGGUGAGCGGGCCGGUGCCUCACUGCUCGAGUACCGUCACCGGUUCGAGGAGAUUGCAGCUGAACAGCGCGAACUUCGUCAGCGGGCCGUCGAACGACCCCGGUGGAAGGUGUUGGCCGAGGCCGGUGAGUGUGAUGUGAUCAGUGUGCUGGAGACGGUACGCCGGGAGGCACCACUGCGCGAGCAGGUACGACGGAAGAAAAACAAGCAAAUUCUUGGCCAAAUCCAUCUCGGCCGUGGCUGGGAAGAUUGGAUGUUUAUCGAGGAGUUGCUACCCACGGGACGGUACGGGUCGGUCGUUCGAUUACCGCAAACGAAGCAAAGCUCGGCAGCGAUGGACCGGCUGGUGGACGAAUGCUACACGAAGGUAUCGGGUCGGGUGCGAACUUCGCAGGCCUGCUUUCCGAUGUACAGCUUGCGGCAUGGUCGAUUUGGGCCCCAGUCAAACAACCGGCGGGAGCAGUUUGAGCUUGAAGAGCUGUUCAAGUUCCGGUACCGGGCGUACCGGGCUGUGUACAAUCAGUUCGAUCGAAUGUACGAGUUGCGGGCCGCCGGUCAGACAAAUGAGCUGCUUCGGUACGGUGGUGAAAUACUGAACGAGUUCUACAAAACCACCACGGUACGCGUACUGCCUGCCAAGGGGAAGCUGGUGCGUGAGCUAUGCAAUUUGAUCGGAUUGGCCAUACUGGACGGGUUGCGUAUUCCACCGAGCCUGAUGGAUGCACCACCGGACCGUCGUUUGCUGCUGCUGUUUGCUGUCCCACCGGCAAAAGAGUCGAAAGUUGUGGUGCCCGUGUUUGGAGACAUUUCUACCUACCGUGAUCCUACCGAACCGGAUCACGAUUACUUGCGCUACAAGAGCAAGAUUGCGGAACUGGAUCGACGGUACCAGCGCGUCCAGUAUCCCAUCGAGCGCUGUCUACUCGACUACCAGAUGGCACGCCAGCAUCUGCUGAACGGUUGGCUCGACGAUGUGAAGGUGAUGGGUAAUCGGAUGAUCGACGAAGCGAUCGGUUGCGGUAGCCACUUGUGGCAGCUCAUCGGACUGCUUACCGUUGCGAAGGCCCUCUGCGCUCAGCAUAAUCUGGAGCAGCUGGCCGUCCAGCUACGGGCGGCGGCCCGGCUCGUGCAGAGCCGUCUGCCCGACGAACGGAUCGCGUUUUUCAUCGAAGUAUCGCAGAAGCUAAACCGGGAUUUGCUAAUGAAAAAGCUGGGCCAAUCGCUCGAGCUGGACCGUACGCUGGUGGGUUAGCGUUUUUUUUUUCGUUUGAGUCGUUCUGCGUCCGAGUUCAAGUGAACCCGGCCGAACGUGGGGUAGAGCGAUGCAAGUGUGGAGCAAAAAAAAAACGUUGGCAUUGUGUGCAGGGAUUAAGGUUUCCCGGUUUUUGUCCGUACCUUUCAUGCCCUAUCGCCCCGUUGUGUUGGCAAUGAAAAGCCACUGUGUUUUCUCGCUCAAAAAGGAAAAACAACCAUUACACGGUGGAACUAUGACUGUCGGUGUGUGUGUGUGUGGGUGAAAAUGAACUCAUUCGAAUAGUUUCGGGUUGCGGCCAUUUAUCAUAGUUAAAUUCGACUUUGGCUGGUGUUUUUGCACCCUUUGCCGGCGUCUAUCAUGGUGUUGAGCAACUUUUCGACCAUAUCGGUGAAUAAAUUUCAUGACUUUUGUGUA